Molecule: messenger RNA, 1626 nt
Organism: Trypanosoma rangeli
Lineage: Eukaryota; Euglenozoa; Kinetoplastea; Trypanosomatida; Trypanosomatidae
Product: putative dolichol kinase
Exons: 1
Coding region: 1-1626 (541 amino acids)
Biological process (GO): dolichyl monophosphate biosynthetic process
Cellular component (GO): endoplasmic reticulum membrane
Molecular function (GO): dolichol kinase activity
Source: RefSeq, a predicted model, not a curated record
AUGGAGAUGGAGGUUUCGUAUUCUUCCACUCUUAUCAUGUGCUGGGCGGCCCUACUGGCUGUGAUGUCCUGGGUUGCCAGCCGCCCCCUGCAGGGACUGACUAUUCUAGUUCUCUCAACCAUCGCACUGACUUCGCCCCAUGGAGAGAGCCGGAUGCUUCUUCCCAUGCUAUUCUUGGCAGAAAGUUUGCUAGACGACGUCGUCUCACCAGGCCGUUUACCAAUCCAUUUCUACGCGUCAACGCUUCUUUCCUAUCUCACACUUGUCGUUUCGCGCAGUGCAAGGCUGAAAAAAGUUGAUAGAAACACCUACCCGGGAGCCUUUCUUUACAUUGUCGUUGGUGUUGUGGUGAUGUAUUUCAAUUGUGCGGAUUGUGUUUUUUCCUUCGGUGCAGCCGCGUUUGUGUUAUUCGGGCUUUUAUUUUUUCUCGCCCUUCUUCCUGUUUUGGGAGAGAAUGAAGCUGUCCUGGUCGGUUCCUUGGUGGGGUUUCACAUUUACGACAUGGUAACAAACAAAUGCGCAGACAGAGAUGAGGCGCUGCUCCAGGCGUCUGGGGUUGUUGCAAGCAAGACGCAUAUUGUUGGAAGAGGAGCUGUUAUGUCUGCAAUUACGAUGGUUGCUGUAUUAUAUCUCGGCUCUAGAUGUUGUAUGGUUCCCCGUGUCAACAUUUCUAAGUCAUCCGAACGAGUUAUUAGCGUAAGCCGGAUCACACUUCUUUUUUGGUCCUCGCUGGUCUGUGUGGUUGCCGUGAUGUAUGCGGUGGUAAGCUCACAGCUUGGGGAGAAUGUAUUGAGGUGGGUUGUAGAAUAUCUUAUUUUGAAUCGGUACCGUCUAUGGAUACUCAUUAUGUGGGGGAUCACCAUUCCAUUGUCAGUUAUCGUUGUGGAUAAAUUUGCCGUUGACUUGCGCAAGACAGCAAGGCGCAAAAUGUUUCAUUUUAUCGCCGUUUUUGUCUUUACUCCGGUGGCUCUUGUUGAUCCAUAUUUUUUGUCCCUUUCCCUCUCCUUGGCUGUCACCAUCGGUAUGAUUGUGGAACUCUCGCGGUUUUACGGCGUCUACGGGUCUUCUGCCAUCAAUGAGUUUAUGUUGAGGCAUAUCGAUGACCGUGAGUCCAUUAAGGGUGCAAUACGCACGCACAUUUAUCUCAUUUAUGGACUGGGUUUCUCAAUGAUGCUGCGUUACCGCCAUGAGCAGCCAGAGUCAGUGGCGGAGCUUUCACGUUGGAUGGAGCUCUCUAUUAAUAUCAUUCCGGGUAUCGUGGCCCUGGGCAUCGUGGAUGCGUGCGCCGGCAUUGUGGGUAGCACCUUCCUCCUCUCAUAUCGCCGUGCUUUGGGACGGUACCUAAGUAAUUGCUUUUUUACCGAGAAAGCAAAUACCUCGAUAACACAUAAGACGACCACAGGGACCGUUGGUGGGCUAGUCUGUGGGGUCUUGUUUUGGUUCCUGGUUUUACUGUUUGGGGGAACCAUGAAAGAUGUAGCUGCAGGACAGAGUUUUAUUCUUAUUCUUAUUUGCAGUCUCACCGAAUGCUUCAUUGAGGGUAUCGAUAAUCUACAGCUCCCGUUAGUGGUGGAUGGGGCUGCCCACACGUUAUUUGCGUUGUGGUUUUAUGGCAAAAAUGGUUGA